AUGCCGCUGUUCACCUACACCAACGACGGUGCGAUUGAUGACGACGGAUGCCUGGGGAUGGUGAACAACACCCCUGGCUUUAAUGCCGACACGCUUGCAGAGAAGUGCCCAGACGUGAAGAAUCUCACCAGCGGGAUGUACAAGUACACCUUCAUUGCUUACCAGGACCCAAGUUUCGAUUGGCCGAACUCCACUCUCACUUUCCGGAACAGGGUCGAGGUUGGCGUCUUCUCCACGAUCACCAUCAACUCGGACAAGACUCUCGACACCAUCGGUUCAACAGCAGUCUCGAAGAUCCGCUUCGAGGAUAGCUCGAACUCCAGCAUGUACCUCGAAAUCGAGCUGCCGACUGUGGUGACCACCGGUCGCAAGGAUUCCCAGAAGUCAGAUGCAAACGGUGCCACUGUGACGGUGACGAAGAUCAGCGACACGUCCUUCUACUUGGACUUUGAGAUGGCAGCUCCGGGACCCGACAACAUCGCCUUCUACGACCCGGCAGUCACGGGGCAGGGCCCCCCGUCUGCUGACACAAGCAUCGGAUCUGGGUUCGCCGCCGGUCCCUGCCUGUGGGUCCUGUUGUCAUCCCUUCUCUGGAAGGUUCUGUAA
Messenger RNA from Symbiodinium necroappetens, 606 nucleotides. Lineage: Eukaryota; Dinophyceae; Suessiales; Symbiodiniaceae. The record is from the annotation of a GenBank genome assembly.